Molecule: messenger RNA, 1272 nt
Organism: Scheffersomyces amazonensis
Lineage: Eukaryota; Fungi; Ascomycota; Pichiomycetes; Serinales; Debaryomycetaceae
Gene: BAT21
Product: branched-chain-amino-acid transaminase
Exons: 1
Coding region: 59-1252 (397 amino acids)
Biological process (GO): L-leucine biosynthetic process; L-valine biosynthetic process
Cellular component (GO): mitochondrion
Molecular function (GO): branched-chain-amino-acid:2-oxoglutarate transaminase activity
Source: RefSeq, a predicted model, not a curated record
CGGGCCAUUAGACUUAUAGAUACGACCCUACUAGAUAGAUAUAGAUAGAGGAAUAAUAAUGUUCUUUACAAAAAAUUCCAUACGUUCUACUGGACAAUUACUACUUCGUAAAUCAUUUAGUUCAUCUAUCAUUGCAAGAGCUCAGGCUCCAUUAGAUGCUUCUAAAUUGAUAAUUAACCAAACAACUACUCCAAAGCAAAAAUUACCUAAUGAAAAAUUGGUGUUUGGUAAGACUUUUACUGACCAUAUGUUAGAAAUUGAAUGGACUCAAGAAAAUGGUUGGGGAACUCCUGUUAUUAAUCCCUAUCAUAAAUUACAAUUAGAUCCUUCUACAAUUGUAUUACAUUAUGCUUUUGAAUUAUUUGAAGGUAUGAAAGCUUAUAGGGAUUCUCAAGGUAAUAUCAGAACAUUUAGAGGUGAUAAAAAUAUGAUAAGGAUGAAUAAAUCUGCUGAUAGAAUUUGUUUACCUACUUUUGAUGGUGAAGAAUUACAAAAAUUAAUUGAUAAAUUUUUAAUUGUUGAUAAAUCAUUUGUACCUGAAGGUAAUGGUUAUUCACUUUAUUUAAGACCAACUUUAAUUGGUACAACUGAAUCUUUAGGUGUUAGUACUCCAGAUCGUGCCCUUUUAUAUGUAAUUGCUUCACCAGUUGGUCCUUAUUAUAGUUCUGGGUUUAAACCAGUCAGUUUAGAAGCUACUGAUUAUGCUGUUAGAGCUUGGCCAGGUGGUGUAGGUGAUAAGAAAUUAGGAGCUAAUUAUGCACCUUGUGUAAAACCUCAAUUACAAGCUGCAGAAAGAGGAUAUCAUCAAAACCUUUGGUUAUUUGGUGAAGAAGGUUAUAUCACUGAAGUUGGAACUAUGAAUGUAUUCUUUGUAUUCCAACAUGAAGAUGGUAAGAAAGAAUUAAUUACUGCUCCAUUAGAUGGUACUAUCUUAGAAGGUGUUACUAGAGAUUCAGUAUUAGAAUUAGCUAGAGAAAAAUUACCUGCUAAUGAAUGGAUUAUUAGUGAAAGAAAAUAUACUAUUUCUGAUGUUGCUGAAAAGGCUGCUAAAGGUCAAUUAGUUGAAGCCUUUGGAUCUGGUACUGCUGCUGUUGUUUCACCAAUUAAAUCUAUUGGAUGGAAUGGUCAAGAAAUUGAAGUACCAUUAGCAGCUGGUAAUUCUGGAGAAUUAACUAAACAAGUCGCAGAAUGGAUUAGAAAAAUCCAAUAUGGUGAAGAACAAUAUAAGGACUGGUCAAGAGUUGCUCAAUAAAUUUAUUUCCCAUAGAAUAA